AUGUCGUCAACAACGAUGGCGAAGAAGAACAAGGGGAAGAAAGCGGCCGAUCCGAACGAGACAUCCAAACUGUUGGCUGCCAAGAUCUCGCAGCUGGAGCAGGAUGCGGCCGGCGAGAAAGAUCAAGAACAAGAGAUCGAACGUGAGGUGAAGAAAGCUACUCGAGAUCUCAAUCAGCUCCUGAACAACAUCGAAUCGCCUAUGACCCGCCUGGAAACCGUCCACAAGAAGUAUACUGAGUUAUUGGCCGACAUGAAGAAGCUGGACCGGGAUUAUGCCAAAAGCAAGAAGCGAGCCGACCAACUGCAGAAGGACCAGGAGAAGGGAAAGUCGGAACUCAACAAGACGGUCACGAUGAAGGAUAAGCUUGAGAAAUUGUGUCGGGAAUUGACAAAGGAAAACAAGAAAGUGAAGGAUGAAAAUAAAAAGCUCGAAGACACAGAGAGUAAAGCUCGUCUUAUCGUCAACGAACGUCUCGACUGCCUCUUGUACGACAUCCAAGACGUCAUGAACUCGAAAGGAAACCCUCGCAACGAGAAGGCGGAUAUGGAAUUGGAUGAAGCGCUCCGUGUCAAGUUGAAGACCAUUAGCGAGCAGUUCGAUACCCGUGAACUGCACUAUAAAGCUCUUCUUCGCAGCAAGGACUCCGAAAUCCAAAGCCUGACAUUCAAAUACGAGGAACAGCGCCGAACGGCAGAGAGUGAGACCACCCGAGGACGUGCUUUGAGCGCCCAAGUCUCCACCUUCUCCCACACCGAAGCAGAGCUACGCAGUCAGCUCAAUAUCUAUGUGGAAAAAUUCAAGCAGGUGGAGGAUACUUUGAACAACAGCAAUGAGCUGUUCCUAACAUUCCGCAAGGAAAUGGAAGAAAUGUCCAAAAAGACCAAGCGUUUGGAGAAGGAAAAUAACACCCUCACCCGCAAGCACGAGCAAACCAAUCGAAACAUUUUCGAGAUGGCGGCAGAACGCACGAAAAACAAAGAGGAAUUGGAGAGUUGGCAACGCAAAUGUCAACACCUCGAAGCCCUGUGCCGCCGAAUGCAGGCUCAGGGACGUGGUGAAGGUCUCGCUGAAGGCGACGAUCAUCUCGACAACGACGACGAAGGCACUGAGAGCGAAUAUGACGAUGAUUACGAGGAUGAAGACGAGUUGAGUGAAGACGGUGACCUCGACGACACCGAUCGCGGCAUCCCUCAUGCUGGCCCUACUGAGCGACCUGUCUUUGGACCCCCCUCCGCCUCCGAAUCUGCUGGAGGCCCGGGCCUCUAA
Molecule: messenger RNA, 1269 nt
Organism: Penicillium maclennaniae
Lineage: Eukaryota; Fungi; Ascomycota; Eurotiomycetes; Eurotiales; Aspergillaceae
Product: taxilin
Exons: 5
Coding region: 1-1269 (422 amino acids)
Molecular function (GO): syntaxin binding
Source: RefSeq, a predicted model, not a curated record